UACAGGGAUAACAGCGGACAGGACACAAGAUUAUGGAGCGACGCAGGGUUUUAAGACUUUCUUUGACUCUUUUACUUUCGAUGAAUGUUUGCCUCUCUUCUGUCAAUGGGCAAAAAUUUACUGCUGGUGGAGGGGUUAAGUCCUUUUCGUUUAAAUCGUCAAAUACUUGGAAGCGACCGUCGGUCAGAGGCGGCACACAAAAAACUAUACAGAUGCCACAGACAGUACAGAGGCCUCAAACUGUGAAGAGACCUCAAACAGUACAGAUUCCCCAAACUGUCCAACAAACCUCCCAGAACCAACUUAGUCAGUCACAGAGUCAACCAUUUGUAUUUGGACCAGAUCGACCAACACAAAAAUCGCAGCAAAGCCAACAACAACAACAACAACAACAACAAUAUCCCCCAAAUCAGCAAUUUAGCAAUGUACAAUAUCCACAGACAGUUGGUUCAAAUCCACAACAACAACGUGGCUGGCAGUAUCAGCAACAACAGCAGCAACAACAGCAACCUGACCCACAACAACAAUUUCAACAGCAACAACCAGCAGCACAAUCGCCCUAUCAACAACAGCAAGAACCACAGCAACAAUACCAGCCACAAGAACCACAGCAACAAUACCAGCCACAACCACAAGAACCACAGCAACAAUACCAGCCACAACCACAAGAACCCCAACAAAUAUACCCACAACAACAGCCUCAACAACAAGGACAGCCAUCUUGGCAACAACAACAACAGCAGCAGCAACAACAAUGGAAUGGUCAAACAUCCCAGCAAGGAACACAACCAGAACCAGUUCAACCUCAGUGGAACCCUAAUCAGCAAACUUCACAACAGGUUUAUCAACCACCACAACAGCAGCAACCUACAGGUCAGCAACAAGGCUGGAAUCAAGGAACUGUUCAAAAUCAAGAACCCCAAUAUCCAGCACAGAAUCAAGGUCCACAACAACAACCUCAGUCAAACCAAUGGUAUCAGCCCCCACAAAAUGUUCAACCUCAAGUGAAUUCACUCGGUCAACAAGCUCAACAACAACAACAACAACAGCAGUGGCCACAACCUCAACAGCAAGAACCUCAGGUUCAGCCCCAGCAGCAACAGCAGCAGCAGUGGUAUCAGCAAGGACCUGUACCCCAACAGCAAUACCAGAAUAACUUACAACCUCCUCAACAACCUCAGAAUAACCAACAAUCUCAGCAACAAACCCCGCAAAACCAGUGGUAUCAACCCCAAAAUCAACAACAACCACAACAACAACAACAGCAAGUCCAGCCUGAUCCACAAAAUCAGUGGCAGCAACCACAGGGGCAAAAUCAGUGGCAGCCUCCACAGCAAGGAGUAUACCCGCCGCAACAGUCACAGGGCAAUCAACAAAUGCCCGGUGGUCUACCAGAAACAUUACAGUUAGGAACAACUACUCAAUCAAGCGCUUCAUUUGCUGAUUAUCUACAAAAUCAACAACCUGGACAACAGCAACAACAACAACAGGUUUACCAACCCCAGCAACCAGGUGUUCAACAACAACAACCACCUUAUCGAGGUGUUCAGCAGCUGCCUUUUGUUGGCAAACCAGGACAAGGCGUUGUUCCGUCUAAUGUCCAGAAUAUACCAGCUGCUCCUGUUAAGCCUAUUUUUGCUGGUAGACCCGAUCCUAUUACAACCCCUGCUCCUCAAGCGCCCUGGACCACAGCUCCUAUAAUUUACCAGCCUACUACGCCCGCAUAUGUGCCUCCAACCCCAGCUCCAACCACACCUGCUCCCCCCAUGUCCUCUACCGUGAUGGGUGAGGGAAGUCUCUGUUACACCACUCUUGAAUGUAAGGUGGGCUGCUGCUACGGACCUGAUGGUCAGCUACUGGACAUGGAAACAUAUGGUCCGAACAGUAAAAGUCCGUAUCAAACUGCAGGAAAAUGUUGGGUCCGCACCCCGGGUCUUGGUGAUCGAUGCGACGAUCUCUGCCCGUGUUCAAUAGGAUUUGGCUGUGACCAGGAUUACAUUCCUCUCUAUACUACGCAUCCAAAAUACGUCAAGGGAAGCAAAAAACAGUACCUCAAACCUCCAAGGCAAUGUAAGGAUUUAGUCAAUGUUAAAAUCAAGCACGCUGCAUUCUGGGAAUGUUACAAAGACCACAAGUGUUCCGAUUUCCCAAAUGUGUAAAGACAGGAGAGAAGGGGCCUUGUGAUAAAUGCUGUUAAUAGCCAGAGGAGACUGCUUGAUCUUUUAUACAUAUAUAUUUUCAAAGAAUUUUCCUUAUUAAAAUCAAACAGAAUAUGGUGACCUUUACAGCAUGGUGUUCACUGUAUCAAGCCGACGUGUACAUGUGAUAUAGAAGAUGUGGAAUAACUUUUCGGGGAGAAAACUGCGCAUGUGUGUCAUGUAUACCUACCACAAAUGCAGAAAGAAGUGCCAUUUUAUUAUCAUAAAUAUACAAAAAAUCAUUCAAUUUGCAUUCAUUUCUUCAAAGUUAUUUUAAAAUUUAUCCUCAUUAUUAACAUAAUAACGUAAAUUGUAGAAUGCAACACGGUUUCUCUAUUAAUAUUUUCAAAAUCUUGAAGUAAAGAAUUCGUCAUGUCUUAUUUAAUUCACGUUUAAAGAAACACUUUAUGAAGAAGAACUUUAUGUAAUUAAAGUAGUUAUUAUUUUCUGAUAUCGCAUCAACAUUACCAUAUAUGAAUGUUUGAAUGAUAAAUGAAUUAUAAAAUUU
Messenger RNA from Saccostrea echinata, 2706 nucleotides. RefSeq names its product putative mediator of RNA polymerase II transcription subunit 26. The transcript is spliced from 7 exons. The record is from RefSeq and is a predicted model, not a curated record. The coding region runs from base 33 to 2159 and encodes 708 amino acids. Lineage: Eukaryota; Metazoa; Mollusca; Bivalvia; Ostreida; Ostreidae.